UUUUGAGUAGCGCUGUAAAUAGACAUCAACAUUCAGCCUUGAUGGCGAUGUACAUAUCAAACAGCUAUAAAACUGGCGGUCCUCAUGAGUUACACAGAACGCCACCAGAUACAGCCUCACUCUUCGUACAUCCUCCAUUCCCACCGCUCGCCCCAUCCCUUUUUCACCCCUACAAACCUUUCAUUCACUGACUCCCAAACUGGAGCAAAAGCCGGAAGCUGGUCAUCGAGAAGAGCACGAAAAGGCAGAUAUGCCCCAAAACAGGCCAACAUCCACUAUGUGAGGCAUGAGAAGCCUGAAGAAGAAAAAGGUCAAGUUGAAGACGACAAGAGCAAAGAGAAGAAGGUAACCGUGGAGCAAAUGGAACAGAUGGCUGUUGCAAGGAUACGGAGAACAGAGGAUAUCAGGCUUCGUCCUCACUUCAAGGCGGACGUGAGCUUUUGGGUUGCGGUGUCGUUUACUCUAGGAUCCGCCGUAUGGGUCAUAAAUGCAUUCCUCGUGUGGCUUCCAUUACUUAGACCAAGAUUAGAUACAGACACAGUUUCACGUACUGCAUCAGCCACGGCGUUUAUCGGAGGGACGAUAUUUGAGCUAGGCUCGUAUCUGAUGGUCAUAGAGGCUUUAGAUCGAGGACGAGAAAUCAACUUUGGUACAGCUAUUGGACAAUUAUUAUCUCACCGAAGACAUACUCCUCAUUAUGCAACUAUGGAUUCUUCAACCCUAAUGAAACCAUCUAAUGAGCUCACAUAUGCUAGCCCCAACCUUCGAAAGUCUCAGCAGGAAAUAAAAGACGGAAUAACGAGAGGCGCAAAGAAGUUUAUAUGGUGGGGAAGACCUAUGUGGCAUGAUAUGGGAUACAUGGCUGCAAUCAUCCAGCUUUUUGCAGCAACUGUGUUCUGGGUUUCAACCUUGACCGGUUUGCCAGGUGUAAUUCCAGGGUAUGCCUCAGGGGGAGGAUCUACCGCUAUCGUUGAUGUCUUUUUUUGGACCCCUCAAGUUGUCGGCGGCUCAGGCUUCAUUGUAUCCUCCCUCAUCCUCAUGAUUGAAGUUCAAAAACAUUGGUGGUUACCAAACAUCACAGAUAUCGGUUGGUGGGUUGCUUUCUGGAACCUGAUUGGAGCCAUCGGUUUUACCCUAUGCGGUGCACUUGGCUACUCUUCCGCUUCGGGAGUGGAGUAUGAAUCUGAUCUUGCAACGUUUUGGGGAAGUUGGGCGUUUUUAAUUGGCAGUGUAAUUCAAGUUGGGGAAGCCGUAUGGAGAGAGCCCACUGAUAGGGGAGACGGCGGAGGAAACAGUGGUGGAGGGAGCAAUGGUGGAGGGGAGCGAGAAGCGGAGAAUGCUGCGCUGUGUCGGUAAGAAUUUUGAGAAAACUUAGGAUGUAUAUCGUAAUUGUAAGAAAUACUCGGAAAUUUACCCAAGUGAUGAGAGAGAAA
Cryptococcus deneoformans JEC21 is the source of this 1433-nucleotide messenger RNA. RefSeq names its product expressed protein. NCBI's taxonomy places the organism in Eukaryota, Fungi, Basidiomycota, Tremellomycetes, Tremellales, Cryptococcaceae. Bases 85 to 1356 code for a protein of 423 amino acids. The record is from RefSeq and is a predicted model, not a curated record. The transcript has 7 exons.